AUGGGUUUUGGAGAAAGAAAGGCACAGGGCCCUUUUGGCCGCCAGCGCGAGAUCGGACGCCAUGUGCACACGAGCAUGCUCAACAAUUGUGGUUGCACGAUAGGACAUGCGAAAAAUUCACAGUUAGCUUGCAUCUUGAAGACAUCCUCAUGGACUACGUCCCAUGGCUGCUUUGAGUUCCCCAGCCGAACGGGUUUGGUCUUGCGUUUAGCUUGCUCCAUGCAUACGUCGAUGCGACCACUGUUGAGCAGUGGCACCAGCGGAUCUAUAGCAGCUCAACCCACAGCGGGAAGGACGGCGAGACGAUUGUUCCUUGCACCCAGCUCGUGCACUGCCUCUAGCACCUGUCCUCGCUUAACUCAAGUACUCAACCCAGAUGUUGAGCUAACGCGGACGACUGCCAGUGCCGGCAACGUCUCAGCCUCCGCAAGCGAUGCAUCGACAUCAGCAGUUCUCGCAGCCCAGGGCUUGGAACGCAGCUUUCAGUCAGGCACAGCCACGUGGCCUCAGGAAGUUCAUUUUGCGCAGGACGGUGAACAUUUCCUUAGACCUCGCGCUUCGGAGGCGGACGAGCCGCAGCCGGUCGCCUCCACCUCCGCUCCAAGCCGCGAUUCGAUACCCACCGCAACGCAGCAGCGAAGACGCCCUUGGGGGGUAACAGGUGCCGCAGCAUCUGAUGCUGCAGAACCAGCACCGUUGUCUGCAUUGACAAACGCAACCAGCAAGGCGCAGGCAGGGGAAUUACAUAACACCCACCUCCGGCUUGAUCCUACCCAACUUAACCGCAUUCGGACUUCAGCCGGCCCCAAAUCAUCGCUAAAUUCCCGGCAGCAACACACCUCCCUCAGUACGGGACCACGGACGUGGCCGGUGCGUACCCAACGACCGCGUCUUCGGCCCGCGCCGCCGCCCCUCUCGUGGCCAGACUACCCCUACACACGUUACCCUGUUUCAUCGGCAUGUAGUCCGUACGACACCGCGGGCUUGAAGCUCGAGGCACUGUUUCAGUGCGUCCUGCACUACCCCCGUGUGCCGCCAAAGCUACUCCGGUUCCUGCGUCGGGAGGUACCUGACGGACCCGCGGGUCGCUUGGCGGCGGUGACGGCCACAGUGGAGCGUCUGACGGAUGCGGUGGGCCGCGAGGUGGCGGUGUACCUCAUCCGCCGGAACUCUUGGGUGGUACUUGUCCCGGCGGACUGUGUGGCGCCGAGGAUGGAGGCGCUGCGGCGGCUGCUGGGGCUGCCGCCGGGGGGCAUUCCGGACAUGCUGCGUAAGAAUCCCAACCUGCUGCGAAUGGAGGAAAGCACGUUGCGGGGUCGGUACGACGCGCUGCAAGACGCGCUGUACGACGCCGUCGGGUUUGAUGAGCACAAGCUCCGGGCGCUGAUCCUCAAGUACCCCUUGAUCCUGAACUUUAGGCAUCAGUCCGUCCACAGCGCUUUAAUGGCCCUGAGGGUCCUCUGCUCCGCACGUCCCGAAUGGACCACCUUCUACCAGGUGCUGUCGCCCAGCCAGGUGGCCUUCUUCAUUCGGGAGCGCGUCAUUACGUUGCUGCGACUGGAGUACCUGCUGCUGACUGGCGGUGGCAAUGGCUGGACGCUGCGGGACAUCAUGAAGAUGUCCAAUAACAUGUUUAGAAAGGCCUGUGGGGGAUUUCGUUCCUGGAUGCAAGAGCGGCUGCGGCGGCUGCGGCACCGAUUGGCUGCUGCUCGUCAGGCGGUCGAGGCGAGGGCCGCCGCCCAGGGCCGCACGCUCAGCAGGGGGGAGCUGGAGAGGGUGGCCAUGCAGGUCCAGGCGCAGUGCGCGCGGGCUGAGCAAGAGCGCUUCCACCGGCAGUUUGUUGCGCGGCGGCAGGCGGAGCGACGGGACAUGGAGAAGCGCAUGGAGCAGCGGCAGCGAGCCAUUGAGGAGAAGAUGGGGCUGCUGAAGCAGGCAGGAGGACAGGCCGACGAGGAGGAGGAUCAAGACCCGGAGGAGGAGGAGGAAGAGGAGGGGAAUCCGCCGCCCCGGCAGUACGGAAAGCAGCGGCAACCGCGAUUGGCUUCUGGCAAUAGCAGCAGCAGCGGCGGAAGCGGUGCUGGAAGAAGUGGUGGGCCCAAGCGUACAGCUGCUCGUUACUUUGGGCCGUCGCAAGGAAUGGGGGCAGCUGCUGCUGCUGCUGGCAAAGUUCCCUCUCCACUGCAGCAACCACAGGUGCCAGAGCAAGCGGGUGGCAGUGGUGGUGUACGGCAAGGUGUACGGCACCAUGCAGCGGCACUGCCGACGCAGCAGCCUCCACCGGUGUCGCUCAGCAGCGCGGACCCGUUGUAUCGGGUGACAUUGGGCCAUGUGUGGCAGCGGCCGGGCUCGAAAGUGGUCCCAGAGCCUCUGCCCAUUGUAGUUAUGGGUCCAUACUACCUAUUUAGCCGAGUUGCACUGCAGUUUGAGGUGUUCACAGUGGACCUCGAUCAGGUCGAGUGCAUCGCUUCAAGGAACGCCUCCCGCGCAGCACUGUGGGGCUUCUUCAAAUAG
This is a messenger RNA of Volvox carteri f. nagariensis, 2511 nucleotides long. RefSeq lists its product as uncharacterized. The record is from RefSeq and is a predicted model, not a curated record. The transcript has 6 exons. The coding region runs from base 1 to 2511 and encodes 836 amino acids. Lineage: Eukaryota; Viridiplantae; Chlorophyta; Chlorophyceae; Chlamydomonadales; Volvocaceae.